AUGCCAGGUGUGCAGCAUACCUGUGUCGUGGAUGCUGUGGCUGGAGUUAUCUGUUUCGGCGGGAAUGCCUGUGGCCAGCGCGACCUUCCAGAGAAGCUGGGACCAGUGAGGUCAAUAGCGGCAGGCUUCCAGCACACUUGUAUCAUCACAGAAGAAGGUGAUCUGGUAUGCUUUGGAUUGAACGCCUCUGGCCAGUGCGACCCACCCACAGACUUGGGCAAGGUUUUGGCCGUGUCUGCUGGGUUCCAGCACACUUGUGUCAUCAACGCCCGCGGAAAGCUCGUCUGUUUUGGCAGCCAGCGGAAUGGUCGCUGCCGCGUACCCAACAACCUUGGUCCAGUUCUUGCUGUCUGCACCGGAGUCGGCCACACCUGCGCUAUCACCGUUGGAGGCCAUCUGCGCUGCUUCGGGAACAAUGAGGCCGGGCAGUGCGAGGUGCCUGAGAAUCUGGGACUUGUCAAGGCAGUUGCAGCAGGCCAGAGGCACACUUGUGCUCUACAGACCGACGGUGUACUGCGCUGUUUUGGGGGUAAUGAGGAUGGCCAGUGCAAUGUGCCUGAGGACCUGGGCCGUGUCAUUGCAGUUGCAGCAGGGGUUGCGCACACAUGCGCCUUGACAGCCAAAGGGCGCUUGGUAUGCUUUGGGAACAACACUGCCGGGCAGUGCAAUGUGCCAGACCACGGACCUUUUGUUGCCGUGGUGGCAGGCUACCAGCACACUUGUGCAGUGCGGGCCACUGGCGAGAUCGUAUGUUUUGGAGCCAACGCGAGCGGACAGUGUGAGGUACCCACAUGCCUGGUUAACGCAGGUUGA
Molecule: messenger RNA, 813 nt
Organism: Symbiodinium pilosum
Lineage: Eukaryota; Dinophyceae; Suessiales; Symbiodiniaceae
Source: the annotation of a GenBank genome assembly